CUUUACCCUUUGAACGGUGUUGGGCUGUUGGUCUUGGCGUUCCUCUUCUCUUGUUACCUGUUUUGUGUUAGCAUUUCGUUGCGUCGCUGCCGGCCGCUUUCGCUUACUGCCCCAGUCUCUCCAUGGCCGACCCUCGCGUCAGACAGAUCAAAAUAAAAACAGGCGUAGUAAAACGCUUGGCAAAAGAAAAGGUUAUGUAUGAAAAAGAAGCAAAACAACAAGAAGAAAAGAUUGAAAAGAUGAAAGCUGAAGAUGGUGAGAACUAUGCAAUUAAAAAGCAGACUGAGAUCUUGCAAGAAUCUCGAAUGAUGAUUCCUGAUUGCCAACGCAGACUAGAAGCUGCACAUUCUGACCUUGUUCAACUAUUAGAAAAUGAAAAAGAGUUGGAAGAAUCUGAAGAAUAUAAAGAUGCACAAUCAGUACUGAAAUCGAUAAAGUUAGAGGCCUAGAUUGAUUUUCACUACUUAAUGGAUAUUCUUCAAUGUUGGGUCCGUUGCUGCUUUUUAAAGUUUGGUCAUUGCUGUAUAUUUGUUCUAGUAGUAAUAAGAAUGACAGUGUACUAAAAUUGUAUUUUAUGCCAUUACAAAUUAUUUAGCCAUUUUUAUUUACUUUUUUGGGAAAAGCAUUUUAUUGAAAGUUGUAUAAUCAUAGGAGGUAAAAAUAAAAACUAAAAGCAAAACGAAAGAGCAUUUUUCUAAUUAUUUUUAGCACAAAUAAUAUAUCCAGGUUUGAUAUCAACUGCAUUCUCUGCCCCAAAUAAUGAGUACUGUUUCUGAUUCUCAUUUGCACAUAAUUUUCAGGAAUUUACUAAUAUCCAAGGUUUUUAUCCAUUGAAGACAAUGAUGGGCAACAUGCUUCAGUAGCUUUCCCUCAAUGUAGCUGGUAACAAGAAAUAGAAAGAUUGAUUCAAAACAUGAGUGAGGGGAGAUUAACGUUUCUUCUCAGCAAUUAUUGCAGUUGUGAAAAUAUGUGUGCUUGCAUGUAUUGGACCUAUAUAUUGCUGUUCUGUACAUUUGAGCAGCCUCCAAAGGAUUUCACAACCAAUACAGCUGUCUUCUUGUGCCACAUCAAACAACAUGCUCAUUUUUUCCCAAUGGCUGUAGAGAUUUACAUGCCAGCAGAAGGUUAAAAUUGUUUUUUCUGCAAAAUUCUGAUAUCCAGAAUUUAAAUGUUGUAUAUUCAAAUCUCUUAAAACUGAGAAUUAUAUUAAUAUAAAUUUAUUCAAUUGCCAUUCUCCAAAGUGUCCUAAAUAACUUUCAGCACCUUUUAUAUAAUCUUAACACCUGUUUCAGACAAAGCCUUUUACAUUGAUUUCUUUGUUGGUUAGAAUCCUGCAUUAUUGGCGUCCUAGCUCAUGUAUAAUUGUACAUAUAAAGGUUUCCCUUCCUGCACAUAUUAGUAUUAAGUACAAUCGUUUUGUUCAGGAAGCUGUAAUUCCUUGAAUAACAUCAGCAGAGGAUAUGAAUAUUCUGGAUAACAUAAUACUCAAUAUAGCUGUUAUGGUCUCAAAGUAUGCUGAACAGUAUUGCUUUCCUACAAUAUCAGAUUGAAAAACUAAAAUUGGAGAAUAUAUCCCAAAUGACAAAAUUGACAUUAUAUUACAAUAGAAAUUUAACUAAAUUCAAGUAGAAAUGGUUCCCUUUUUUACAGUAUAUCAAAGAGAAAGAUUUAGAUAAGGAAUAUGCUUCUCAGGACUAAUGAUUGAUGCAAAGUUCAAAUAUGGUUAGUGGAUAGGUAUACAAAUGGGAGGGAAAGGGAGGAUAUAUCAAUAAAAGAUAAUUUUAUGUUGUUUUACUACGCGUUUUUAAUUCAAAUGUAACCAUUGAUUCUCUUUUUUUAAAACUUCGUAUUUUAAUAUUUGUU
Messenger RNA from Protobothrops mucrosquamatus (brown spotted pit viper), 1863 nucleotides. RefSeq names its product tubulin folding cofactor A (gene TBCA). The transcript has 4 exons. Gene Ontology annotation, biological process: post-chaperonin tubulin folding pathway; tubulin complex assembly. Gene Ontology annotation, molecular function: beta-tubulin binding. The record is from RefSeq and is a predicted model, not a curated record. Lineage: Eukaryota; Metazoa; Chordata; Lepidosauria; Squamata; Viperidae. The coding region runs from base 123 to 449 and encodes 108 amino acids. Gene Ontology annotation, cellular component: microtubule cytoskeleton; cytosol.